Messenger RNA from Penicillium brasilianum, 1723 nucleotides. Lineage: Eukaryota; Fungi; Ascomycota; Eurotiomycetes; Eurotiales; Aspergillaceae. The record is from the annotation of a GenBank genome assembly.
GGGCAAGCGGGGUACCAACCUACCCUACCAACCCCAUCUAUCUUUUUUUCAUUAUCCCAGGGAUCUCCGCUAAUACUAAUGGCAUCGUAAAUCUGAAGUCGAUGAUGAAAAACAUCAAGCAGUCUCAGCCGCGCAAAAAAGCAUGCCAGGGUUGUACGACCGCCAAGGUUCGGUGCGACCUUGCGAAGCCGAGCUGCUCGCGGUGCCGAGCACGUGGUAAGCAAUGUCGGUAUUGUUUGGGCUCGGUCUGCUCGGAUGGCCUGGGUCUAGGUCACCCCACGACGUUGGGUAACACAAGCUCCCUUGAUGACAGCCUCAGCUUUCAGCCAAUCCUUACGGGGGGUUCUACGGCCUUUGCCACUGCAGAAUUCCUAAGCCCCAUCUCUGGCCAGGCAUCGGAGAUACUACCUAUUGGUCCUGAGCCUGAAGCAACGCCCACAGUGGACACUUGCUUGGACUUUGACAAUAUUGAUCUUAUGCCAAUGACAGAUGCAGAAGAGAUCCGAGAUCGCUGGUUGCGCACUUACCUAUUUUCUGCCACCGGAGAGGUGCCUAAGCUGUUCAGCCUCUUCACUGUCCAAUUUGUUACCUGCGUAUUUCGUUCAUAUCCCGGCCGUCUCAUUGAGAGUCAUGGCCUUCCACCGUUUAUUCAUCCACUGCAACUCAGCAAUAAACCGAUGCCUGGAACGAUGGCCAAUUGUAUUUCUCUGGUGCGCAUGUGGAUGAACAGAGUCGCCGGAAGCGAAGCGAUGAUAUUAAGUACCGUCAAACAGGAGAUGGAGACAAUAUCCCGUGGGGAUGCGAUAGGUGAUCUCGAAACUGUAUGCGCUUUCCAGGCGUAUCUCAUCUAUUCAAUUACAGCCUACUUCUUCCCGAUCGGUAAUACGUCUCUAGUCGAUGACUCGACUUUGAUAACCAUACAAAACUUGGCCUUUCGCACCGCGAAGACAGGUUUUACCUGCAAAGCGGAGCUGUCACACAUGGCCCCAACUUGGGAAUCUUGGAUCAUUGCCUCGUCCAAGCGACGUACUUUACUCACGAUGUAUCUCUUCACGAAUGUGUACAAUUUCGACAAGGGUAUCCCGAAUUUUUUAUCUAAAGAGUUGGGCAAUACACUCGCUCCAGAGAGCAAGGUAUUGUGGGAGGCAUCUGACCGGCUUACUUGGACAAAGGAGUACAAUCGCUACCUCUCAAAGUGGGAAGAUGGACUGCUGCAGAUUUCGGAGCUAUGGAAGUCGCCGGAGACGGGCUCGGAGGCAAAAAGAAGGCGCAUUGAGCGAUGGUUGCAAGCGACAGAUGAGUUUGGAAUGAUGCUCUUCGCGGUUUGUGCACAUCUCCAUGGGUGUUAGCCGUCCUGAGGGUGUUGGAGACAGAAAUGAUCCGCUGAAUAAACUGUAUGGUUAACGAAGAACGACUUUUGGGAUCUCAAUUCGCCCAAGCGUAGUCGUGAAGUAAAGCCUUAUUCAUCGGGCCCGAAUAAUGUCUGCCUCAGAGGUGUUAGUCAAGUCAAUUUCUCAGAAGUGAAGCUCGUUCUUUUUGGGAUUCCCUCUGGGAGUUGUCCCUGGGACUGCUGGAUCGGCGGACACCAGAUGGUGUUGUCAACAUGCGACUUACUAGGAGCAUCGAAAUUUGACAGAGGAAGUGGCGUUUUUAAUGCUGCUGGAGCAGAGAGUGAAGUCGUAAAAUAAUGCACAUCGAGAUAAUCAAAAUGUCCGAGUUCUGC